This is a messenger RNA of Zootermopsis nevadensis, 628 nucleotides long. Its product is annotated as large ribosomal subunit protein eL22. Gene Ontology annotation, cellular component: ribosome. Gene Ontology annotation, molecular function: RNA binding; structural constituent of ribosome. NCBI's taxonomy places the organism in Eukaryota, Metazoa, Arthropoda, Insecta, Blattodea, Termopsidae. Gene Ontology annotation, biological process: cytoplasmic translation. The record is from RefSeq and is a predicted model, not a curated record.
UCCUAAGUAUCACAGAUACGAAUGAAAAUGCUUUUGCCAGUGGUUGCAUGGUACUUCCUGUGCGGUGAACUUCCGUUUCUAUGUGAGCACGUUUAGCUACGGGUUGAAAGUAGGAGUGUGCCUAGGAAUUGUCUUGAAAAAUGCCUGUACCAGCAGUUGUGAAGAAGCCAAAGAAGCAGCAACAUAUAAGGGCCAAGGGCCAAAAGAAGAAAAAAAUUUCCCUGAAGUUUACAGUUGACUGCACGCAUCCUGUUGAAGACAAUAUUAUGGAUGUUGCCAGUUUUGAGAAGUACCUGCAAGAGCGCAUCAAGGUGAAUGGCAAGACUAAUAAUUUUGGCAAUGUGGUCAAUCUGGAGCGCAACAAGAUGAAGCUGUCUGUUAAUUCUGACAUUCCGUUCUCUAAAAGGUAUCUAAAAUACCUUACAAAGAAGUAUUUAAAGAAAAAUAACCUGCGUGAUUGGCUGCGGGUUGUUGCGAGCGGGAAAGACACCUAUGAACUGAGAUACUUCCAGAUCAAUAGCCAGGAGGAUGAAGAAGAAGAAGACAACGAUUAGUCCCAUUCAUUCAACGGGUACAAAAGAAUUGUGUACUUGCUGUUUAAUAAAUGAUUUGUCCGCAUGAUGUUUCA